GAUCACGCUGGAACCCCCUGUUCCUGUACGUACAAACACUUCCAUCGGAUUUCCCGCACACCUCGGUGGAGAAAAGCAGCAGGAAAACAAUCUUGGUGGCCUUUUUAUCUUCUUAAACAGAAAGCAGCAGGUGUGAAACCUCCAACUCUGUAAUUAUUUCUAACUCUGAGGCAAUUAUUACUCUUGACGACACUGUGGACGUGCUGUACCAGACAUGUUUUUGCAGUUUCCCUGGCAGCGCGCCUGUUCCUCGGUUUCCAAGCCAGGACUGUGGACUGUUUGCCUGCUGCUUACUCCCCAACGCUUCCAACAUUUCACUGGAUUAUAACCGAGGAAAGUAACCUGUUUACGGUAAGCGUUGUCAUUAACGGAGAUCAUUGGGUUCUCUUAUUCUACUUGUCGCAUUUGAAGAAAGGCAAAUACGUUAAGAGCGCGCUGAGAAACAUUUUUCAGUGGAUAUACGCAUUUUGGCACAGCACCGUACCGAGAAGCGCACAGUGAUGCCGCAUCGGAUCCGCGUCCUGCUGCUGCUGCUGCACCUGGCUGUGCUGCUGCUGGGCUGGCCGACCGGAGCGGGCCGGGUACGAAAAAAGGCCACCAGGUCCCGGCCUUGCCUGGACCUGCCGGAGGAGAUCCUGGAGCAGAUGUUCGGUCGGCUCUCGGUGGGAGUGAUGAGUGCUUUCCACCACGCACUGGAGCUGGAGCCGCAGGACAAACUCAACCUGACGUGCCCGACCACCGCACGGUCCCCGACCGACAGCAAGACCCGCCUCCCGGUCAAUCUGCUCAGCAUCUCCCCCUGGGCCUACAGAAUUUCGUACAACCCGGCAAGGUACCCCCGCUACGUCCCUGAGGCUUACUGCCUGUGUAAGGGCUGCCUGAUCGGACCUCACGGUGAGGAGAGUGACCAGUACCGCAGCACUCCGGUCUAUGCUCCCUCUGUCAUCCUGAAGAGAGCGGGCUCCUGUCUCGGCGGCCGCCACUCGUACGUUGAGGUCUACGUCUCCAUCGCUGUGGGAUGCACCUGUGUGCCGCUGCUGGAGAAGGAGAGGGACGGCCAGAACAGCAACCAGAGCUUGGAGAGAGCAGAGGCCAAAGCCAAAGCCAAAGCCAAAGCCAAACAGCUCGUCUCUGCGGGGAAGAAUGUAUGAAAGAAGCGGGACUGGUACUCUAGAUACGUUUUUUUGAUGCACAUUUUUUGGUCUUCGUCCUUCCCCAUUGAUCAAUUGAAGUGAAUAUACCUGUUGAAGUAGAAUCCCCCGUUAGUGUCCCUAAUCAAGAACACAUUAUAUAUUUGCAUGAUGAAGGGUUUAGUACAGAGGUACUGAUUAACAUCUCUGUUCAUCUUUGGGAAGGGUUUUUCAUCUGGAAGCAAAUAAGGACGUAGUUUGUUGUCUGGUUUGCUCUCAAAUAAGACUUAUUUGGCCUGCUUACAUUCUUGGCUUGGUUAUGACAUCCUUUGGACCCAAACUUGGUGAUGUCUUGACUACUGUUGUUUAAGGAUACAAAAUUCAAAGUGAUUGUAUUGGCUGGACUGAAGAGAAUAUGCCUAAAAAUCCAGAGAAGACUAGAUGAAACUCUGAAGUUCACUAUGACAUUUGAAAGGUUGGUUCAGCCCAAUGUCAGAAAACAUAUUUGACUUACUUCUUGUAUCUAGUAAUGCAGAUGGUUUGAGUUUUUAUGCUCAGGUUUUGAGAAAUGUAUCUGAGAUUUCUGCACCACAAAAACUUUCCUUCAUCGUAUCGGGGUGGAGGCAGAAAUCUCAGAGACGGAUAUCUCAAAACCUGGACAAAUAAAACCACAACUAUCAGCAUGGAUAGAGAAAUAAUUGAGUGUGUUUAUUUGUAAUUUGGUUGGACCAACAAAGUUAACUCAAACAAAUAUUGACCAAUGGAAUAAAAUGCCUCAUUAUUAAUCAAUGACCUGAUCAAUGCUGCCACCUACUGAUGUUGAAAUACAACUGCAAGUUCAUUCAUUCUGACCCACUUUAAUAAUAACUUGUCAUCAAAACAACAAA
Molecule: messenger RNA, 2017 nt
Organism: Sander lucioperca (pikeperch)
Lineage: Eukaryota; Metazoa; Chordata; Actinopteri; Perciformes; Percidae
Gene: il17d
Product: interleukin 17d
Exons: 2
Coding region: 501-1151 (216 amino acids)
Biological process (GO): inflammatory response
Cellular component (GO): extracellular region
Molecular function (GO): cytokine activity
Source: RefSeq, a predicted model, not a curated record